AACAAAACAAAUAUGGAGACCGAGAGGCGUAAAUACGAAUAUAGUGUUUGUAAUUCUUUUUGACAAUUAUUGAUAUUACAUCUACUUUUUCUAUGAAUAAUGUUCAUCGGCAGUUGUUGAAGUGUCAGAGUGCUAAUAUUGAAUUAUUAUUGUGGGUUAUCGCCGUAAAAUAUGAACAUUUUCUUCAACUUGCAAAUGUAAUGGCAGAGAAUAUAGAUGCAGUGAAAAAGUGUUUGAGAAACUUCCCUCUAGAGGCACGUGAGCUCUAUCUUAAUAAAACAGUGCCAUAUCUCGAGCAGGUCCCUUCCCCACUUGAGUUCUACCGGGAAUGGAUUGGCCCAAAUAAACCCUGCAUCAUCCGGAAUGCUUUCAAUCAUUGGCCAGCCUUGACCAAAUGGAAUCCUUCCUAUCUCAGGGAAGUGGUAGGUUCAAAGGUCAUCAGUGUGGCUGUGACCCCAAACGGCUAUGCAGAUGCAGUGAACCGCGACAGGUUUGUGAUGCCCGAGGAGCGACAGAUGACCUUCUCCUCAUUGCUGGACAUUGUGGAGGGGAAAGUGGCAAGCAGGGGAGUGUUUUACAUCCAGAAACAGUGUUCAAACCUAACUGAGGAGCUACCAGAGUUGACUGGAGAUGUGGAGCCUCAUGUCCCAUGGAUGAGUGAAGCUCUUGGGAAGUUACCAGAUGCAGUGAAUUUCUGGUUGGGAGAGGCUAGUGCAGUCACAUCAAUGCAUAAAGACCACUAUGAGAACCUGUACUGUGUAAUCUCUGGGGAAAAGCAUUUCAUCCUCCUCCCUCCAACUGACCGACCCUUCAUUCCUUACCAGGACUACCAGCCUGCGGUUUACAGACAGAGAGAGGAUGGAGACUUUGACGUGAUCGAUGAGGCAGGCUCAGACAAAGUACCAUGGAUACCGCUGGACCCCUUAAAGCCGGACUUGGUGCGUUACCCUGACUACCGCCUGGCACGCCCCCUGCAUGUUACUGUCAAGGCCGGGGAGACGCUGUACCUGCCCUCACUCUGGUUCCACCAUGUUCGCCAGUCUCACGGUUGCAUCGCAGUGAAUUUCUGGUACGAUAUGGAUUAUGACAUCAAAUACAACUACUUCCAGCUGGUGGAGUCGCUAGCCGGAUCCGUGGGGCCGCUGUGACAUCACGUUCUGUUGACUGUUAGGCUAGGUCUCUAAUGACACGUUGUAUAGAAUGGAGUAGGAUGUCUCCUACAGUCUGUAAAUAAAGUAAUCCAUGUGAAAAACCAA
Messenger RNA from Esox lucius (northern pike), 1256 nucleotides. It is a transcript of the gene jmjd7, whose product is annotated as jumonji domain containing 7. NCBI's taxonomy places the organism in Eukaryota, Metazoa, Chordata, Actinopteri, Esociformes, Esocidae. Gene Ontology annotation, molecular function: 2-oxoglutarate-dependent dioxygenase activity. The coding region runs from base 93 to 1148 and encodes 351 amino acids. The transcript has 8 exons. The record is from RefSeq and is a predicted model, not a curated record.